This is a messenger RNA of Monopterus albus (swamp eel), 2942 nucleotides long. It is a transcript of the gene csf3r, whose product is annotated as colony stimulating factor 3 receptor. The record is from RefSeq and is a predicted model, not a curated record. The transcript is spliced from 17 exons. Bases 226 to 2736 code for a protein of 836 amino acids. Gene Ontology annotation, molecular function: protein binding. Lineage: Eukaryota; Metazoa; Chordata; Actinopteri; Synbranchiformes; Synbranchidae.
ACUACUCCUGCUGCUGCUGGUUGGCUAACACACACAUAUGUCCUCCAAUCUGAGCUGCUUUGAGCCACACUGUUUCAUCUGGUGCUAUCAGAGCUGAUGAGAGCCACUCAUCGUUCUGGGUCUGCUGCAGCUGCUGUGUGAGAGAGACACAGUCAUGCUUUGUGAGCCAGCAACUGGAGUUCAGUGAAUUUUAAAUGUUCAUUCUUGUGUAAUGGUUUUAUCAUCAUGAAAUCCACAUGGGUGUCAGUGACUCUCAUUCUGCUGGCAUUUGUGAGUGGAGCAAGGAAUGAGGAUGACAUACAACCAUGUGCAAAGGUCCAGACGUCCAGCUCAGUGGUGCCUUUGGGGUCACCUGUCAUGGCCACUUGUGUCAUCAGAGAAAACUGCCCUUUGAUCACCGGACAAUCUGUUCAUAUAGUGUGGCGCCUUGGUGAUCAUUUUAUUCCCAGCAGCCUCGUGGCCAGUGAGAGUGGCAAAAUUUCCAAGGUUGUUAUACCACACGUCAAUCACACCAGGGUGACCCUCACCUGCUGUGUCCAGACCUCUCUGAUUCAAGUAGCAGGAGGAGUGGUGAUCACAGCUGGAUAUCCACCAGAAGCACCACAAAACCUCAGCUGUCAAACCAACCUUACCACUCCUAGCACGCUGACCUGUAGCUGGAACCCUGGGCAACAAGAGACCCACCUGCCUACAGAGUACACCCUCCACACCAAGAUAUGGGAUUCAAACAAGAACCAUACUUACGAGCUGCCAACAGGAGUCCACCACUACACCAUCCCUCGUUCUGGCUUUGUCUUGUUUUCUGAAAUGCAAAUUUAUGUGAGGGCACUGAAUGAACUUGGAGAAGCUUCCUCAGUACCUGUCAUAUUGGAACCUGUUAGUGCAGCUAAGUUUGACCCACCAAAGAUUCUGAAGGUUGAAACAGUGCCUAAGAGUCACGGAUGCCUGAAGCUGAGCUGGAGCUUAUCGAAGGACCAGGCCUGGAUGCAUAGUGUCCACUUGAACCUGGAAGUCCGACUUAAGACUGCCGACAGUAGUCAGUGGAGUGAACAACCAAUCCUGCUGAGCAGGGUUAAACCAACCACACCUGUGAAACAGUGUCGUCUCCUCCACGGGACUGUGUAUUUUGCUCAGAUUAGAGUUAGAUACCAGCAGAGCCCCUGGAGCGAAUGGAGCAGCAGCCAGUCUGGAGUCACCUUGGAGAGUGCUCCCACUGGACGCCUAGUCUCCUGGAUGAAGGUAUCAGGGGAUCACAUGCACAAACAACUCAACGUGCACUUGUUUUGGAAGCCAUCAAAACAAUUUCGUGCCAAUGGCCAAAAUGUGUCAUAUAUUGUCUCAGUGCAAAAAUUACAAGGUGAAAGGGGAAAGAUCUGCUCUACAAUAGGGAAUUACUGUACUUUCCAGCUACCCAGGAAAGCAAAGAAAGUAUAUUUGAGUGCCAUAAAUGCAGCAGGGAAAUCCUCCCCUGAUGAAGUUCGGAUUUACUUUGCUAAAGCUCGUAUGGUGAUAUCAGACAUCAAAGCCAGUCCUUAUGAUGACCAGUCCCUGCUGGUCCAGUGGGAAAAGAUAGAUAUGUCUGAUCUCAUUGAUUAUGUGGUUGAAUGGAGACCCCUGUUAGAAACACACCUCUCCCUCAUCCAGUUUGAAAUUGCAGACCGUAACCAGUCCAGCCUCAUAAUAACAGGCAACUUUGAGCCUUACAAGCCCUAUGGGAUCUCUGUGUAUCCUAGGUUUAAGGAUGGGAUAGGACUUCCUCUGACUGUUAAUGCCUACUUGAGACAAAAGGCUCCAUCCAUGGUUCCAAAGUUAAGAAUUAAAAAAGCCUGGCAGUCACACACUGAGCUUACCUGGGAUGAAAUACCAUUAGACCAAAGAAAUGGGAUUAUCCAGGGCUACAAAGUCUUCUACUGGUGUGAAAACGGACAGGUUAAUGUUGUGAAUGCUGCCAUGGAAGAGAGGAGAGUAAUUCUGAAAGACCUCAACCCUGUGUCCCUUUAUGAAGCAUUCAUCAUGGUUAGCACAUUCGGUGGAAGCCUGAACGGGUCAACAAUUCAUUUUAAAAUGGAGCCCUUUGAUGGAGCCGCCAUUGUGAUGAUUGUAAUUGUGUCUGGUGUGGGACUGUCUUUCCUGACAAUUUUUAUAGUCAUGACUUGUUUCUCCAACUACAGAAAGCUAAAGCUGCAUUUUUGGCCAAUUGUUCCAGAUCCAGCUAACAGCAGCAUCAAGAGAUGGAAAUCAGAACCCACCCAGGAUACUCUUCCUGCCUGGAACAAGGAGGAGCCCAAUCCAGUAUGCCUGUCCCACCUCAGCUUCUUGAACCUACCCAUGAACCUAAGGAAAGACAAGGAUGAUCUUUGGUUAAACAAUGCAGAGGACACCAGUGACUUGGGAGAGUCCAUUUGUGGUUCACCGCUGAUUCCUGAAUAUUCUGGUUCAAACAGUGACUCUGUUCCCUAUGCUACUGUAAUUUUCUCAGAUUCGUGCAAUAGCCCUCCACGCAAAGAUACUCAUGUAUACCUGCGCUCGGAAUCAACACAGCCACUCCUGGAGACUGAAGAAUCCUUCAGUCCAAAGUGUUACCAGAAUAUGGCAACUGAGGGGAUGCCAAGGGAACAGUGCUUUUUUGGACCAUGCCAUGAUUGUGUACCCGAAGAACGGGUAGACUCAGUCAUUCUCUGGGAUGACUUUCCUUUUCUACAAGCAUUAGCCAUGAAUGAAACUUCAAAUGACUAAAAUCACUUUGUUGAUUAUAAGAAUAAUUGCUUUGCAAAAUGAAAAUGUAGACCUAAUUUUUUGUGAUAAGUUGAUCCAGCAUAGCACACAACUAUAAAUGCAUGCUCGAUAUAAUACUAAAAUCACUCUGAUUUAUAAUGAUUAUGAUGUUUAGGUCUUUACCACACUUUGUAUAUAUGUCACCUCUAUAGAAAAAUGUUUAAACU